AAGGUUUACUUUUUUUUUUUUUUUUUUUUUUUGAGACGGAGUGUCGCUCUGUCGCCCAGGCUGGAGUGCAGUGGCACGAUCUCGACUCACUGCAACCUCUGCCUCCUGGGUUCAAGCGAUUCUCCUGCCUCAGCCUCCCGAGUAGCUGGGACUACAGGCGCCCACCACCACGCCUGGGUAAUUUUUUGUAUUAAGAGACGGGGUUUCACCGUGUUAGCUAGGAUGGUCUCGAUCUCCUGACCUCGUGAUCCGCCCGCCUCGGCCUCCCAUAGUGCUGGGAUUACCGGCGUGAGCCACCGCGCCCUGCCGGAAGGUUUGCUUUUCAAUGGAUCUUUGGGAAGUUUUAAAACAUACAUGCUCAACCUUUAGAAAUUACUCUAGGGGAAAUUCCUUCUCCACAUCCUCUAGGUGUGCUUCCUUCCUCCUCUGAACACACUUCACUAUCAAAACCUACAUUACUUCCAACAGUCGACCCUCGAGGGAAUAAGUCCCUGGUCCCCACGAUCGUGACCAGCCAGUCCACACUGCCGACCCCAGAAAUGCAGUCUCAAGUGCUCGGUCAGCGAGAAGAAAAGCGGGCGAGGUCCUUGUUCUGCAGGCCACAGCGAAGACAAAAACCUCCAGUUACUGGCCUCAGGUGUAAGGCUGCUCCGCAUUGGCAGUGCGGGACCAUUCCUAUCAUUAUUACGUAGUCUUGUUUCCUUCUGGGAGAAAGCACCUGGGGAGAGUUGGGCUGGCCCCUCCGGGCUCUCCGGGACACGCGCCCUCUGUAACGCCGCAGCCUGCGCCAGCGUCGGACAGGGACGUCUCAUCGAGGCCCGACUCGCAUUUUUAGUUGUCAGAUUCGCCACUUUUUGGUGUCAGAAUUUAAAAGAAAAAUUCCAGUUUCUCUAUUUCAGAAGCUCUUUCUGUACAGAAAAACAGAAGCAGGAGAUACUUCAGGCUUUUGAAUUAUUUUUCUCUUCUGGCGUCCACAGUAUCUACAUCCAGUGAGCGGGGACCGUGAGUCGAAAACGACGACGUGGAUGCUCAGGCCACAGUUCCCGGCGCGCAGUCGCAGCUGCCCCUCGCUCCCGCCCCCGCCUGGAGUCCGACGUGGAAGUUGCUGGCUGAGUGGGCUUGCGAGGAAACCGCCUCGGAGCUGCAGCCGAAGGCCAAGGAAUCACUGAAGAUCGGCGAGGGAGGACAGGCGGUUCAUCAUGGGUGGCUUUUUCUCAAGUAUAUUUUCCAGUCUGUUUGGAACUCGGGAAAUGAGGAUUUUAAUUUUGGGAUUAGAUGGAGCAGGAAAAACCACAAUUUUGUACAGAUUACAAGUUGGAGAAGUUGUUACUACUAUACCUACCAUUGGAUUUAAUGUAGAGACGGUGACAUACAAAAACCUUAAAUUCCAAGUCUGGGAUUUAGGAGGACAGACAAGUAUCAGGCCAUACUGGAGAUGUUACUAUUCAAACACAGAUGCAGUCAUUUAUGUAGUAGACAGUUGUGACCGAGACCGAAUUGGCAUUUCCAAAUCGGAGUUAGUUGCCAUGCUGGAGGAAGAAGAGCUGAGAAAAGCCAUUUUAGUGGUGUUUGCAAAUAAACAGGACAUGGAACAGGCCAUGACUUCCUCAGAGAUGGCAAAUUCACUUGGGUUACCUGCCUUGAAGGACCGAAAAUGGCAAAUAUUCAAAACAUCAGCAACCAAAGGCACUGGCCUUGAUGAGGCAAUGGAAUGGUUAGUUGAAACAUUAAAAAGCAGACAGUAAUUCAGUCCAUUCUUCUCCCCUGAAACGAAGACUACAUCACCCUUUGGAAACAGACAAGUGUACUUCACACUACUAGAUGUUAAAACUAUAUGAUUGUUUGGCAUAUACUGACUGACUGCAAUGUUUGUGGUAAAUAGGGAAAAGAAAUAUUUGGUUGGAGGGAUAAUUCGAUCGAAUCACCUGAAUGUUCUAUGUAAUGUAAAAUAUUCUUUUCUUGCUUUCUUGUGUUAAGGUAUAUAUUCUAUUUGUAUGGAAUUCUUAUUCAAAUACAGUUCUAUUAAAGAAUGUACUCCUAUUGGAUGAAAAAACCUAUUUUUGAAUAGUAGUUGCAGCUUGUUUGUAUAAAUACUAAAAAAUAUCUUAACAGAUUUUUUCCCCCUUAAAAUGAAUUAUCUUUCCAAAGAUUAGACUCAGUAGAGUAGGUGAGGAACAUAGUUUGUAUAAUAUAAUCUUUAUUUGCUUAUCUGACCACUUUUUAUUAAGCUGUUUUGUUUAAAAGCUUUUGGUUUUAGGCAUGAAUAUUAUUUUGAUGGUUAACUUCAUUGACUUAUCUGCAGUUGUCAUUUUAUAGUACUUUACAGUUGUCAAAAAAAAAUCUCAUGUUGACCUAGCUGAUCUGUACAGGAAGCUUGUGAAGUAGGUAGGACAGGUUAUGAUUCUUCACUGUAUGGACAUGGACCCAGGUUGGCUUGCCCAAGGUCACCUGCUAGCUAGUAAGGUGGGGAUAAGGCUCAAAGUAAAACUUUUGGUUCAGAAGCCUGACUUAUAAACUAUACUAUAUAUUCCCAAAAAUGUCAGUAUUGACAACACAGUCUAACUCUUUAAUAAAAUUACGCUAAUUAAAGCAGUUACAUUCAAAAUAAUGUCUAUAAACUUACUUGUCUAUACUAGUAGAAGUGAUCAGUGACAUACUAUAAAUAAUCCUAAAUGGUUAUAUUUGAUGGAAUUCAUAACACACAAGAGAAAAUUUCACAUUAAAGGAAAGGAAGGUUUAAAAAUCUAUUUCCAGGUUAUAAAAGGUGUCUUUACUGGUUUUCAUUCCUUUUAUCUACCAUGUCCAAUAUUUGGUCUUUUUUGAAUGUAAACUUGUUACACUCAAACAUGUAAACUUGUUAAAAAUCAAAAUCUUACUGAUUAUACAGGGGGAAAUGAAGCAUUCUGGUUUAAAAAUUAGGCUUAUUGCUAGAUUGUAAGUUUAAAAACAAUUCAUGUUCAAAGGAGCUUUUCAAAUUACCCAGUCCACCUCAGAAUUAACUAAUGUGACAGAAGUAAAUAUAGUGCUUCAUAAUUGCUAAAAACGGGUGAAUUUCUUUCACUUAAGUUGGAAAACCAGCGUUUAAGAAAUUAGGUGCUGGUAUUGAGAGCUUAAUACCAUGGAUCCCCGCAGGUCUCGGAAACAUUAGUUCCUUUCUUGGCCUUCACUGUGCUUCCAGUGUUGGCCUCUGACCUCUUCCCCUCACAUUUAUGUUCGUUCUCCAGGCUUAUAUUCGUUCUCUGCAGCUUUCUCCCUUCACCUGCGGGACUCUCACCCUUCUUGCUCAUUCUCCAGCACCCAUUCCUACUUUAGUCUCUGAAAUCUUUUUUGGAGAUUUUCUUUCAGCUACAAGUGUUCCAGUACAACCAGUAUUACUCCUGAGGGGCAGAGACUUUUUCAUAUUUAUGUCCCUAGUAUCUGGUGUGGUGCCUGGCAUAUGGCAUUUCAGAAGUAUGUUCAUAGUUGAAAUAGUACGAUAGAUAUUUGUCAUCUUGACAAGUAGCCCCUUUGCAAUUUAUAGUUGAGUUCAUUUCUGGUCAGUGGCACAUGGCUGGAAAAUGCAGAAAACAAGUUCACUUACAGCCUGAGGCUUGUAAAGCUUGUACAGCUGCCUCCUGGCAGUUCAGGAAAACUGCAGAAAAUGGGAAGUAAGGUCCGGUAGGCAGACCUGGCAUGUAGCCAUCUUGAAUCCCAGGGCAUGAACUUGCCCCAAAGGUCAGCACUUGAUUAAGCCUCAUCCCUCUGGUUUAUCACAAAGAAUAGGGUGGGAUAAAGAGAGUGGACACUUAAACAAGCCAUAAAUUAUAUGGUCCUUGUCUAGCAGGAGACAACUGCACAGGUAUGCUACCAGUGUUUGGAUAUUGAUACUUACAUGGCAAAUCUGAAUAUUGUUUUAUGAGAGGCCUGGCAAUGGGAAAAGCACCAAACUUGAAAUUAGAACAUAGGUGCAAAUGGCCACUCCUGCAGUUUCUUUUCUGUAAAAUGGGACCUGGAAAAAUGAUACCAAAUGUUUCUUUCUGACAUGCUAUUUUAUAACUCUGGCCUAUGGUUGUGUUGUAUCUUGCUACAAAAAAAAAAAAAAAAAAAUUGAGAGUGGUAGAAUUACUUCUGUUAUCUGAAAUACCUGAGAUGCAUUUUAAACUGUUGAAAUGUAAGCUCUGAGGGCUGGGACCGUAUCUUAUUUACUGUUAGUAUCCCUUGCAUCUAGUGUGGUGCAGGUGCACCUGGCACACAGUAGGCACUCAAUAAAUAUUUAUUGAUUAAAAACAAAGA
Messenger RNA from Macaca mulatta (Rhesus monkey), 4272 nucleotides. RefSeq names its product ADP ribosylation factor like GTPase 1 (gene ARL1). Lineage: Eukaryota; Metazoa; Chordata; Mammalia; Primates; Cercopithecidae. Gene Ontology annotation, molecular function: GTP binding; GTPase activity. The record is from RefSeq and is a predicted model, not a curated record.